AUGAAUUUACCAACUUCAAUUUUUCAUUUCAGUUAAGAAAACAAUUCUUAAUUAAUUGAAAUUCUUUAAUGUUUGUAAUAAACACAUUACAUAAUUGAUUUGAAUGUAAUAGAAUUAAAUGUAAUAUAUAUAGAUGAUUCUAACAUCUCCUUUGCAUUAAACAAUAAGUAAUCUAACUAUUAUUUUAGAUUAAGUAUUACCUACAAGAUUGGAAAAGUAUUUUAUACAAUUUAAUCUAGCUAUAUGAUAAUAAACAUUUAACAAGAUUAAAAUAUUACAAAUUACAUAUCAAAUUUGUCACUCAAUGAAUUCUUUAAUCAAAUUCAAUAUGAUUAAAUACUCCAAUUUGCAAACCCUCUUGGUAAUGAUAUGUAAAUAGUUUAAGCUUAGUGAUCCAAAAAAAAGAACAAAAAUAAUACUAAACUAUAAACACACAAUCUGAUAGAUAAAUUGGUUUUUAAUAAGUAAUAAUUAUUUAAUAAUUAAAGAUAAAAACAAAUGGAUUUUUAACAAAUUAGAUUUUCAAUAGCAAGAUCAAUAAAACUAGAUCAAUUAGUCCAUAACCUAUUAGUACAAUUAGUAAUAAGACUCAAUCUAAUACAUAAUCUCAAAUCCCUAUUAUACCAAUACAAUCCUAAAUUAUAACAGAUUAAUUUAUGAACUUAAAUCCAAAUUUAUCAAAUUUUAGUAAUAAUAGUAUAAUUAAUGAUAAACCAUAAACCCAUUAAUAGAAGUAUUAAUUAAAUAAAUGGACUGAUGAAUCUAAAGAAAAAUUGUUUCAAGAUAAUUUUAUGAUAAAAGAGGAAAUUACAAAUUAAGUUGAAUCAAAUAAAAUAGUAAUUAACAUAAAUGAAGAUCCUUAAUUUUAUUAAUAAUUGAAAAAAGCAUCUCCAAAAUUGAAAUAAAUUAAGGGGUCAGGAUUAUCACCAGAAUCAUAUCAUUAAAAUAAAUCUUAAUCUCCAGAAGUUCUAUAAGUAAAUCUGAAAAAUCAUUGUAAAAAAUGGGAAAUUACUUAAAAUAAUAAAUAAUAAUCAUAAGCUAUUAAAAAAUUACCUUAAUAAUUUAAAUAAUUAUAAUGUGAAAAUAGUAAAAGAUCCAAUAUUAGUAAACCUUUUGAAUAAAAUAAUACUAAAUUUGCUGUUAUUUAAUCUAGUAGAACUGCCUAAUAGAAAAAUACUAGAUUACUCAAAUAAUUAGCAUUCCAAGAUUCUAAGAAUGAAAAUCAAAUGAAUAUUAUAUAAAGUGAAAAAAAACUCACUCCUAGAAUAAAUGAAAAGGAUUAUAAAGAUUCUUAAAUAAUGUUUAGUGAAUAAUAAUAAUAAUACUCUAAAAGUAGAAGUCAAAAUAAAAAAUAAGAUGAAUAAUAUAAUAAUUAUAUUCAUCAUCAUAGUUAGAAUAUUAAAGAUUAGAUUAUUAUUAAACCUUAAUAUGCAUGGAUUAAAUAAGAAAUACCUCAACAAAUAAUCUCAUAAAAAUUAAUAGAAUCAAAGUAUAUUAGAGGAAUUUCACCUUAAAAUAAACCCAUUCCACAAUAAUUUACUUUCAUUCAAUAACCUCCAAUACCACCAUUAUAGGAACCAAUAUAAAUAAAAAUAGACAUCAAAUAGUUCAUGAAUAUUAAUUAAACAAAAGAUUAAUAGCGAUCUAUCAGUCCAAUAUAUAAUUAAAGAUAAAAUAUAGGUAAUAUAUAAAUUAAAUUAGAAGUGAAUAAUGAAAUGGGAGAUCUUAUUUUGUAAAUUUGA
Messenger RNA from Paramecium primaurelia, 1742 nucleotides. NCBI's taxonomy places the organism in Eukaryota, Ciliophora, Oligohymenophorea, Peniculida, Parameciidae. The record is from the annotation of a GenBank genome assembly.